Molecule: messenger RNA, 7958 nt
Organism: Spinacia oleracea (spinach)
Lineage: Eukaryota; Viridiplantae; Streptophyta; Magnoliopsida; Caryophyllales; Amaranthaceae
Product: mediator of RNA polymerase II transcription subunit 30
Exons: 3
Coding region: 6851-7387 (178 amino acids)
Cellular component (GO): mediator complex
Source: RefSeq, a predicted model, not a curated record
GUGCUUCGUAGAUGAUACACCUUAGUUUAUGUGCAUUUUAUUUUAAAAAUGUUUACCGUUCAUCCAGUUAGGACUUAGGAAUAAAAAUCCUGGUUCCGUCAUUGUGUGUCUACAUUGCACUGAUAUUUUCAGCUUUUAGAAAUUGUCAGUUGUUCUUUUAAGUUAUAUAUGUAAUUACUAAUCGGAAUUGUGUCCCUAUAAUGGACGAGCUUUGCUGGCGGUUCCGUGGUUAUGAAGUCAUAUUUGGAAAACGUUGAAUCUACGAUUAAUUACUUAAAGAUUUGCCUAGGGUUCCCAUUUCUUUUGCGUUUCCAGGGUCUUCUAUCAUGUAAUAAUGACAACUCCUAUAUGGAAACGGGAAACCCAUUCUGAUUUCUGAUGGAUAGGUUGAUAAUCCUGAUAUGAUGAUAUCUAAUAGUAAGUUGUAAUUCUAUUGGAAAUUAAGUAUGUUUAUGUUUUGUGGUUUAUCUUGUUUUGUUGAGGCUUUGACAUACAUAAAAGUAGAUGACAAUGCUUGAUAUGUCUUGUUGAUGGCUCCUAUAUUCAAUGUUCUGGGGUUGGAAUUUUAUGUUAUAGACAGGAAAUUACCCUUCAGCUUAUAACUUAACAAGAACUUGUAGUUUUUAGCUGCCUUUAUUUUCUGAGGUUACAUUACAAAAAAGUUUCCAGCUGUCAAGGGCAUAACUAAAAGGAAAGUAAUAGAGUUAGGGGUCAGUAGGGAUUCCUGGCUUUUCAAUUCUUUUGUUAUCAUUUCUUAUAUCAGCUGGACUUGUAAUUUCGCCUCAACUACCCUGGUAGAAUCCUUGACACUUCAGUAGGGGUAUGGAGUAUGGACAUUUUAACACUUCAAUUUGGGUCAAAAUCAUGGGAAUUGUAACUGGCAAAUCAAUUUAACCUAGACGUGACUUGUUGUUUUGUUAAUUAUCAUAGUAAAUUCUCAAUUUUGGAACAUUCCACUUUGAUUUUCGUUUAAAUUCUGUUUGAUUUUAACUCACUAAUUUAUAAACUGACAUUGGCCUCGUGAACUAAUAGAUUAUUUCUUUGCUUUAGCUUAGGCAGGAAGUUUGUUUGAACUGGUGUAUGUCUCGGUCUUUCUUUAGAAAGGGAGUUUUGCUUUGAUUAUUGAAAUAAUUUCUCAAUGUUGGUUCUUGAAUCCAUCAACUUCUUCUUCUGUGCUUUUUGUGUCACUAGUCAUAUCUCCUUUUUGUUGGGCAUCUUUAAUUUUAAUUUUCUUUUUAGUUUUGUUGUAGUAAAUGUGAUAGCCUUGGUGGCAAAUAAAGGUAAAAAUCUCAUUUGUGCAGAUUGCAGAAAAGUUAAAAUUAUCAAUUUACAGCUUUUAUACUAAUAUAGCCAGGGCCAAACCUUGGGAAGGCCUAUCGAGACCAUGCCCCUACCACAAUUAGUAGAAUAGUGUUUCUCAAAAGUACUUUAGGAUAAAAUCUUAGUGGCGAUCCGAAAAUACAUUUUUUGAUUCGAGGUAGUUUAGUGGCUUAGUGCUUGCAUAAAGGAACGAAGUCGCUAAAGUGAGUCGAUUUAUCCUACUAUCGAAAACUCGCUUAGAGGUUCCUGGGCAUGCUGACGAAGGGUAAAGCUCAAGAAGAUGAGUUUUGUACUCGAUUAAUUUCUCAGUCCCUUGCACCGGCGCCUCAAAAAGACGGUUUGUGGUAGUUUUGCGUUGACUAUCGGGCUUUGGACAGAGAAACAAUUCCGGACAAGUACUCAAUUUCCAUAAUUGAUGAGCUUUUAGAUGAGUUACACGACGCCAAUUUUUUUUUCCAAACUCGAUUUAAAAGCAAGGUAUCAUCAGAUUAGAGUAGUUAGAGUAGUAAAGGCUGCAUUUCGCACACACGAGGGGCAUUACGAGUUCUUGGUGAUGCCAUUUGGGUUGUCAAAUGCUCCAACAAUAUUUCAAUCCCUCGUGAAUGAGGUAUUUAAAUCUUUCCUUUGUUAAUUUGUCUUAGUAUUUUUCUAUAAUAUUCUAGUCUAUAGCUCUACUCUUGAAGAGCACACGAGUUAUCUGGAAAAAAAAUUGAGUGCCCUGGUAGCACAUGAGCUUUAUGAGAAUUAAGAAGUGUGAGUUUGGAAAGGGGAGAUUGGCAUAUUUAGGUCACGUAGUGUUCGGAGAGGGAGUUUCAGUUGACAUGGAGAAGGUCCGAGCCAUGGUUGAGUGGACAAUCCCAAAUAAUUUGAGAGAGUUACGAGGAUUUUUGGGUCUUACUUGAUACUAUAGAAAGUUUGUAUCUCGUUAUCCUUGCACACCCUUUAUCCGAUCAGUUGAAGAAAGAUGCGUUUGGGUGGUCUGAAAAUGCUACUGAGGCUUUUGAGAAGCUGAAACGGGCAAUGUGUGGGGCGCCGGUGUUGGCAAUGCCCAACUUUAACAAGAUAUUCGUAGAUGCCUCGGCUUCGGCCUUGGUGCGGUGUUGAUGCAAGAGGGUAAACCAAUUGCUUUCUACAGCAGGUUGCUCGGUCUUAGGGCUCAAUGCAAGUCAUUCGAGAAGGAGCUUAUGGCGGUUUGUCUUUCGGUUCUUAAAUGGAAACAUUACUCGCUUGGUAGGAGGUUUGUGGUGCGGUCUGAUCAGCAGAGUUUGAGGUUUAUAACGCAACAAACAGAAAUAGGGCCGACUACAUAAAAUGGGUGAGUAAACUAAUGGGCUUUGAUUUUGAAGUCCACUACAAACCGGGCUCUUCCAAUCGUGUUGUUGGUGUGUUGUCCAAUAGAAGGAGAAGUGGAGUUUGGGGCUGUUGAAACCACGCACGUAGUAGCGUGGGAAGGGUGGAAAAGGCGAUUGCAGUGGAUUCGUGGAUUGAGGAAAUUAAACUAGAGAUAUUAGGUUGGGUAAUACCCAAACGAGCCAUUGUGAUACCAUCUCUCUUACAUGAAUACCACGACAGCCCUAUGGGAGGUAACUUAAGGGAUGUAAAAACAUACCUAUAGAUAGCUCGUCGGGGAUGCACAAGGAAAUAACUGAGUAUGCGCGAAGGUGUGCGGUACAUCAAAGAAAUAAAUUGUCUCAAUAGAAUCCCUCUGAAUUGCUCCAACCGCUGCCUAUUCCAACACGGGUUUGAGACGAUAUUUCAAUGAAUUUUUUAGAAGGGUUGCCAAUUUCCAAAGGGGUGGACACUAUAUUCGUAGUGGUUGAUCCUCUGUCAAAUUAAUGUGCAUUUUAUUGGCCUACUACACCCUUUUACAUCUAUGUGGUUGAGGGAUUCACGAAGGAGGUAGUACGCCUUCACGGUUUCCCCUCUUCAAUUGUCUCAAAUCGUGACCGUGUGUUCUUGAGCGUUUUUUGGAAGGAGAUGUUUAAGCUUUACGGAACCAUAUUAAAAGGGAGCACGGCCUACCAUCCUCAAAUGGAUGGGCAGACCGAGGUAUUAAACAAGAAGUUUGAAACGUAUUUGAAUGUUUUGCUUCCGGCAACCCAAGGCCUGGGAAAGGUGGCGAGCAAGGCCUACCAUCCUCAAAUGGAUAGGCAGACCGAGGUAUUAAACAAAAAUCUUGAAACGUAUUUGAGUCUUUUGCUUCCGGGCAACCCAAGGCGUGGGCAAGGUGGCUCCAUUGGGCAGAGUACUCGGAUAAUUCUGAUCCCCACAACUCAACAAAAAUGACUCCGCUCAAAGUAGUCUAUGGGAGAGACCCACCACCCAUCAUUAAGGUUGGGCACGGCCAAACCACAGUGGGCAGCUUGGAGGAAUCAUUGUUGGAGCGUGACUUCAUGUCGGAUGAACUCCGCAUAAACUUGUUAAGAGCGCAACAACGAAUGAAGGACCUAGCUGAUCGCAAAAGGAGGGAUGAAGAGUUUAAUGUGGGUGACAUUGUUUACUUGAAAUUGCAACCAUAUCGGCAUAAAUCACUAGCAAGGAGACCUUUUGAGAAGCUAGCCGCUCGUUUCUAUGGCCCUUUUGAGAUCACUCAACGCAUGGGAAAGGUUGCAUACCAACUGAAGUUCCGGAAAGUAAAAUUCACCCGGUUUUCAUAUUUCUCAACUCAAAAGGGUUGUUGGUCACACCAUAACACCACUCAAUCUACCCGCACAGCUCACUCAUGAGUUAGAGCUACCUGUGUAACCGAAAGAAUUAAGAGAUGUGCGCACAACACAGAGGAAAUGCAUGGCAGUGAGGUAUUGGAAGUGUUGAUCAAGUGGAAAGGCUUAUCGAAGUUUGAAGCAACAUGGGAAGAAGCCAACAUACUCCAAUUGCGUUUUCCAGCCUUCCACCUUGAGGACAAGGUGAGUGUUUGGGGGAGGGCCAUUGCAAUGAACUCAACUAUCCCACCUGCUACCCGUACUUUUAUGUGAGGAGAAGACACAAACAGCUACAUGACAACGGUGGGGCAGCAACCUAAGUACAAGGGGAACCACUAAGCAAGCAGGCAGCGGCUACAACUCUUGGGAGCUCAUUAAAAGAAUUUGUCUUGCUGCAAGUACUUUUGUCUUUUUUACUUUUUGUUAAUUGCAUUUGUCUUAUAUCAUGGUUUGUAAUUAAAAGGGAGAGGGAAGAGAACAGAAAUCAUCUUGGGAAUUAUUGGGUAGUAAAGGGAGAGAAGAGAACCUCUCGAAUGUUCUCAACUUUUGUAGUUACAAGCUUCAAGCUUUCUUAAUCAAAUAUACAAUCUUCCCCUACAUAGUUGUGUUUGCUUGCUGUGAGUGUUGGUAGCAGGUGCAUAGCCUAUCUUGUUUUGUUCCAUCCCUCUGAUAUUUAUCUUAGGUGGUCUCCCUUAGUCCCUUGUACUCUAAACAUUUGCUUAGUACAAUUCAGGUGAUAUUUCUAGAUAUUAGUAUACAGUCUACUGCUGCUCAUUUGUUUUCUUGACACCCCACCCCACCCUUCCCUAAACAAAUCAAAGGAAGAAACUGAAAACAAGACUAGAGAAAGUCUGUCCCGUAUCUCUGUAAAGCGGCAUCUAACAUGGACCUUAAAGGGGGUGUGGUUGUAGCCAUUGUAGCUUUUCUUAGAACCAAAGUCUUUUUGAUAUAAAUUAUUUCUCAUCACGGGCCGAGCCAAACUGCAUGCUGAACAGAUGGAAUGCUAAAUCAGAUAUUCGUAUUUAGCAACUUAUAUUGCUCAUCUUACCUUCAUGGUGCUCCUAUCUUCCCCUUCUAUUUCUGUGUUGGUUGUUCUUGUUGGAAAUAAUGCAAAGAAAGUAUUUUACCAUUUGUGAAAAUGUCCCACAUUGAUAGAAAUUAAAUGUAUGGUUUUCAAGGGAAGUAUUUAAAGUAAAGGGGAUUGUCCCACAUGGGAAGAAAAUGAACUCUUCCUUUUGUUUAAAUAUAGGGAAUGAAUGUUUAUACUUUGAAGUGCUUCCCCUAGUGGUUUGGGCUAGAAAGGGAAUCCCCACACGCGCGCCGCCGCCGUCCGGCCGGUUCGUGGCACGUGCGCGGUGUGGUGGGGCCUCCUUUUUGGGCCAUGUCGUAACUGACGGUCCAGUUAUUAUGAGACCGUUCAGUUACGUAGCCCAUUCCGUUCCUUGAUUUUCGCUUCCGUUUUAAUUCCCAAAUCAAUUCUGAUUUUCAGUUUAAUUGGCAGUUAAUUGCAUGAUCAAUUCUAAUUGGCAGUUACAAGUGUUUAAUUGCCCAAUUUAAUUCUAAAUUCGGUUACAAACCCUUGCUUGCUUUAUAAUCAGUUUUGGGGAAUCAGUUUUUUAUACACCGAAAAAUUCCAACUCUCUUCUCCUAUUCUUCUGAGCAUAUUAUGAGUUCCUAGUUCGUUUUAUUCGAGUGCACGUUAAAACGAAUUGCUGUGUAAAAUCUUGGGGGGCAACGCCUAUUACGAUUGCACCAUAGUCGGGGCGAAUUUUGCUUCUAAGACAGUGUUUGCAUAACACGUCACAGCUUUAUAUACAUCAAAUAUUCGGCCCACAUUUCAUUUACAUUUUCGGAUUUUACAGUAUUCUUUCCUACAGUUCUAUCUCGUGAUCUUACCACUUUAGGAAGACAUGAAAAGGAGCUGGAUGAUUGAGCUUGACUUCUUUAGGUAGGCUCUAGAGUCUGAAAACCUGAACUUAUGCAGAUUACAAGGUAUGUCUUGAUAGGAGACCUUAGUUGGCAGAUAGCUCUUAUUUUUAUCCUUUGUAAUGUCAGUUUUAUGAAACCCUAUUUGACAUCUCGAUGUGGCCAAAAGUUGUUAUUGGAGCACCUACAUUUGUAGUCUUCUUUCCAGAAUUACAAUUGGUUUGUUCGAGUACCCAAACAGACGUGGGCCACUUUUUAAGUGCUUUUGUAUCGUUUGAAGUGGCUGAUUUAGUCACUUUUGUUACUAUUGCUCGCUGCAUUGUAUUAUAGUGCGGGAUCUCGGUAGUUCCUACAAUAUAUGCAGGAUAUUAGUUCUAUUAUUAUCUAUGCAACAGGAGGAGCAACAAAUUUUUGUUAUGGUUCCUACAGAAGUAGGAACACCGUGUUUUCCACUUAUUCUAUAUAAUUGUUCUUUUCUUCGAGGACCUGAAGAAGAUGGUCACGUGUUUCUUGUUCCCCGUUACAACAAGCCCUUUUUUGCCCGUUAUGAAUGACGUGUUUUAUAAUCUAUAAGUUGUUAGAAACCUUCCAUGUUCCUCUGAAAUUCCCAUUUAUAUCCCACCAACGGGGGUUUAACUUGAAUGUUAUAAAGCUUUUAAUUUAAGACAUUUAUCGUUGAAUUCAUGGGUAGUGUGUUACUCCCAUUUGAGAUUGCUAGUCACAACUAUAUGGUUGUGAGACUUAUGACUUUUGAUCAGUGACGAACAAAAUUUACUGCCUUGUAAGUUAACAGGAAGUCCAUAAAAUAUUACAUACGUCGUAUUAGGUUUUUUUUAUUCCCAGAACAUCUUGAUACACUCUGUUUCAUAAUCAUCAGCAGUACAACAUUGGGAGACAAGGUAAUGGCAAUUGAAACCCUAAAAUCAACAAAGGAGCUAGCAGCAGAAGGUCAGAAGCAUUUAGAAGAGACAGUUGAGGCCGCAUUUCGGAUCUUAUAUGCAAUGAAUGAUGAGCUCUGCAGCCCAACCUUGUGGUCUACAACUACCUCUUCUCCUUCUGUCAUUCCUGAUACUAGUACUCCCACUACUAUCACCGGCAAUGGGCAUAGUGAGGGUUCAAAUGGUGAUGUUUCGUUAGAUUCAACCCACCAAUUUGAUAUGGGUGGUGGCACUCUUGAACAAGCUCGUCUUCGUUAUAAAUCUUCUGUGGCUUCUCUUCGUGUUGUUCUCAAUGCCAUGCCUCAGAACCACAAGGAAGAUGUGGAUGGUUCUGUCUCUAAAGAAGAUGAAGCUGAAAUCGGAAAGUUAGAAGAUCAAGUAUCUAGUUUGAGGAUGGAUCUUGCAAAUAAGAACAAGCACCUCAAGCAUCUCAUAGAUCAGUUUCGAGAUCUUAUUACAGAUAUAUCAACUUGGCAAAGUCCUUGUUCUGUUGCAAGAUAGCUUGUUUUGAAGCAAAAUGCAUCAGCAAGUCCCGUACUUGUUUUUCUCGAAAGGGAGCUUCCAUCACAAUCUUUGCAAUAGUUGGAAGAAAUUGACUCCUCCUGUCAACUUCGAAACAUUUAUUGACAGGAAUUGUGAAUGCUGCAACUCAUAUUGGUAUGUUUUGUCAGCAAUAAUUUUGAUUGAAGAAAUCCCUUGUCAUGUACUAGGAGUAAACCAAACAAUGUCUUAGACCUAUUGAAAAUGAUUCUACUUUCAAACCAAAAUGUUGGAGGCUCCCCUUACCAUUCUCCCCCACUUUUAAAGUGUCUGACCCGCUUAAACGAGUUUGGGGUAUCGGAGAGGUGUUCCGUCCCGAAAGGGUUUUUCAUCUUACCUAUAUCAGAAAGUGUACUAGCAGUUGAUACUAGCCUAGAACUUAACCUGGAAAACUCAGUCUAAGUAAUUUUUAUUUUUAUUGAAAGAAAAGAUACAUGAAAAAUAGGAUAGUCUUUACUCAAGAUUAUUUCCUAACUUAUCUAAAGAACUGAAAUAAGAAAAUUUACUAUCUAAUGGUUAAACACCUUGAUGA